Messenger RNA from Oncorhynchus gorbuscha (pink salmon), 6008 nucleotides. Its product is annotated as myosin-7-like. The record is from RefSeq and is a predicted model, not a curated record. The transcript has 37 exons. Gene Ontology annotation, cellular component: myosin complex. Gene Ontology annotation, molecular function: actin filament binding; ATP binding; cytoskeletal motor activity. The coding region runs from base 50 to 5857 and encodes 1935 amino acids. NCBI's taxonomy places the organism in Eukaryota, Metazoa, Chordata, Actinopteri, Salmoniformes, Salmonidae.
UCUGAAGCCUCCAUUCAUCUUCACCUCUUAGCAGUGUUGAAGUGCAACCAUGGGUGAUGCUGAGAUGGCGGUGUUUGGGGCGGCAGCCCAGUACCUGAGGAAAUCUGACCGGGAGCGUCUGGAGGCCCAGACUCGUCCCUUCGACAUGAAGAAGGAAUUCUUUGUACCAGACCCCGUGGAGGAGUUUGUCAAGGUGUCCGUCACCAGCCGCGAAGGAGACUUGGUCACUGUGCAGACGCAGAAUGGGAAGACUCUCACCUUCAAAGACUCUCAGAUUAUGCAACAGAAUCCUCCCAAAUUUGACAAGAUUGAGGACAUGGCCAUGCUGACCUUCCUCCACGAGCCUGCUGUUCUGUACAACCUCAAAGAGCGUUACGCAGCAUGGAUGAUCUAUACCUACUCAGGGCUAUUCUGCGUCACUGUCAACCCCUACAAGUGGCUGCCAGUGUAUGAUCCAUCUGUGGUCAUAGCCUAUAGAGGCAAGAAGAGGCAAGAAGCUCCUCCCCACAUUUUCUCUAUCUCUGACAAUGCCUAUCAGAACAUGUUGACAGACCGUGAGAACCAGUCUAUUCUGAUCACUGGAGAAUCUGGUGCUGGAAAGACUGUGAACACCAAGAGAGUCAUCCAGUACUUUGCAAGUAUUGCAGCUAGUGGCGGGAAGAAAGAUGCAGCCGCCCAAAACAAGGGAACUCUGGAGGAUCAAAUCAUCCAGGCUAACCCAGCCCUGGAAGCCUUUGGUAACGCCAAGACCAUCAGAAAUGACAACUCCUCAAGAUUUGGUAAAUUUAUCAGGAUUCAUUUUGACACUCGAGGAAAGCUUGCUUCUGCUGAUAUUGAGACAUACCUUCUGGAGAAGUCUCGUGUCACUUUUCAGCUGAAGGCUGAGAGGGACUACCACAUCUUCUAUCAGAUCUUGUCAAACAAGAAACCUGAAUUACUGGAGAUGUUGCUGGUGACAGCUAAUCCCUAUGACUACGCCUUCAUCUCCCAGGGGGAGACAACUGUGUUGUCUAUUGAUGACGCUGAUGAACUGAUGGCAACAGAUAAUGCUUUUGAUGUGCUGGGCUUUACUCAGGAGGAGAAAAACUCAGUGUAUAAGCUGAUUGGUGCCAUCAUGCACUAUGGCAACAUGAGUUUCAAGCAGAAACAGCGUGAGGAGCAGGCAGAGGCUGAUGGCACUGAAUGUGCUGACAAAGUCUCAUAUCUCAUGGGCCUGAACUCUGCUGACCUCAUAAAGGGUCUCUGUCACCCAAGGGUCAAAGUAGGGAACGAGUGGGUCACAAAGGGGCAAACUGUCCAACAGGUGAACUAUACCGUUGGUGCCCUUUCCAAAGCUGUGUAUGAAAAGAUGUUCAUGUGGAUGGUUGUGCGAAUCAACCAGUCAUUGGAGACCAAGCAGGCUCGUCAGUACUUCAUUGGUGUACUGGACAUUGCUGGUUUUGAGAUAUUUGAUUACAACACCUUUGAGCAGCUCUGCAUCAACUUCACCAAUGAAAAGCUGCAACAGUUUUUCAACCACCACAUGUUUGUUCUGGAGCAAGAGGAGUACAAGAAAGAGGGAAUUGAAUGGGAGUUCAUUGACUUUGGCAUGGACUUGCAGGCUUGCAUUGACCUUAUUGAGAAGCCAAUGGGUAUCAUGUCCAUCCUUGAAGAGGAGUGCAUGUUCCCCAAGGCCAGCGAUGCUACCUUUAAAACCAAGCUUUACGACAACCAUCUUGGAAAAUCCAACAACUUCCAGAAGCCCAGGCUUAUCAAAGGGAAACCAGAGGCCCAUUUUGCCCUGGCUCACUAUGCUGGUACUGUGGACUACAACAUCAGCAACUGGCUGAUGAAGAACAAGGAUCCCUUAAAUGAAACUGUUGUAGGACUGUACCAGAAGUCUGCAAUGAAGUUACUGGCUAUCCUGUUUGCCAAUUAUGCUAGUGCAGACUCAGCUGACAGUGGGAAGAAGGAGAAAAAGAAAAAGGGAUCAUCUUUCCAAACGGUGUCAGCACUUCACAGGGAAAACCUGAACAAGCUGAUGACCAACUUGAGGUCUACUCACCCUCACUUUGUGCGCUGCAUCAUCCCCAAUGAGACCAAGACUCCUGGGGCCAUGGAGAAUCCUCUGGUCAUGCACCAGCUGCGCUGUAACGGUGUGCUGGAAGGAAUCAGGAUCUGCAGAAAGGGCUUCCCGAAUAGAAUCCUGUAUGGAGACUUCAGGCAAAGAUAUCGCAUAUUGAAUCCUGCUGCCAACCCUGAGGGAACAUUCAUUGACAGCAAGAAAGGAGCUGAGAAACUGUUGGGUUCGCUCAACAUCGAUCACCAGCAGUACAGGUUUGGACAUACCAAGGUGUUCUUCAAGGCUGGCCUUCUGGGUCUAUUAGAGGAGAUGAGAGAUGAGCGCCUGUCCAAAAUUAUCACUGGUAUUCAAGCCAGAGCCCGUGGUGUUCUGUCACGAAUGGAGUAUAAGAAGAUCCUUGACCACAGGGAGGCAUUGCUUGUCAUCCAAUGGAAUAUCCGUGCAUUCAUGGUGGUCAAGAAUUGGCCCUGGAUGAAGCUGUACUUCAAGAUCAAGCCUCUGCUGAAAUCUGCUGAUGCCGAAAAGGAGUUGGCCAACUUGAAGGUAGAAUUCAUCAAGCUUAAAGAAGCAUUUUCCAAGUCUGAGACUCGCAGAAAGGAAUUAGAGGAAAAGAUGGUCUCGCUUCUACAAGAAAAUAAUGAUCUCCAGCUUCAUGUCCAGGCGGAGCAAGAUAAUCUCUGUGAUGCAGAGGAGCGAUGUGAGGAGCUGAUCAAAAACAAGAUCCAGCUUGGGGCCAAAGGCAAAGAGCUGAUGGAAAGACUGGAGGAUGAAGAGGAAAUAAAUGCAGAACUGACUGCUAAGAAGAGGAAGCUGGAGGAUGAGUGCUCUGAGUUAAAGAAGGAUAUUGAUGAUCUGGAGCUCAUUCUGGCUAAAGUGGAGAAGGAAAAGCAUGCCACUGAGAACAAGGUGAAGAACCUGAUUGAGGAAAUGGCAGCUCUGGAUGAAAUCAUUGCCAAGCUGACAAAGGAAAAGAAAGCUCUUCAAGAAGCUCACCAGCAAACACUGGACGACCUACAGAGUGAGGAGGACAAAGUCAACAAUAUAACCAAGGCCAAGGCUAAGCUAGAGCAACAAGUUGAUGAUCUUGAAGGGUCCCUUGAGCAAGAGAAAAAGGUGCGAAUGGAUCUUGAAAGAGCCAAGAGGAAGCUGGACGGUGAUUUAAAGCUGUCCCAGGAGAGCGUAAUGGACCUGGAGAAUGAUAAACAACAGCUAGUGGAACGCCUCAAGAAGAAGGACUUUGAAACCGGUAAUCUUAUCUGUAGGAUUGAAGAUGAACAGGGCAUAAUAAUUCAACUUCAAAAGAGGUUGAAGGAGCUUCAGGCCCGUGUAGAGGCACUGGAAGAGGAGCUUGAGGCAGAAAGAACUGCCCGAGCCAAGGUGGAGAAGCAAAGAGCAGACGUGGCCAGAGAGCUGGAGGAGAUCAGUGAGAGGCUGGAGGAGGCUGGCGGAGCCACUGUGGUCCAGAUUGAGAUGAACAAGAAGAGGGAGAUGGAGCUCCAGAAACUCCGCAGAGACCUUGAAGAGGCCACUCUGCAGCACGAGGCAACAGCUGCCUCACUCAGAAAGAAACAAGCUGACAGUGUGGCUGACCUGGGGGAGCAGGUAGACAACCUUCAGAGAGUGAAGCAGAAACUGGAGAAGGAAAAGAGCGAACUUAGGCUAGAGCUGGAUGAUGUCCUCUCCAACAUGGAACAUGUUGCAAAGUCAAAGAUUAACUUGGAGAAGUUGAGUAGAACUCUAGAGGACCAAGCCAAUGAAUACAGGACCAAGUAUGAGGAAACCCAAAGAUCCCUCAAUGACAUUACAAAUCAAAAAGCCCGACUUCAAGCCGAGAAUGAUGAGAUUGGAAGACAGUUGGAAGAUAAGGAAUCUCUGGUCUCUCAGCUGACCAGAGGAAAUAAUUCCUACGGUCAACAGCUUGAAGAUCUAAAGAGACAGCUGGAGGAGGAAGUCAAGGCAAAGAAUGCACUAUCCCAUGCAGUGCUGUCUGCUCGCCAUGACCGUGACCUGCUUAGAGAGCAGUAUGAGGAGGAGCAGGAGGCCAAGGCUGACCUGCAGCGUGGCAUGUCCAAGGCUAUCUCCGAGGUGGCUCAGUGGAGAACUAAGUAUGAGACGGAUGCCAUUCAGAAAACUGAAGAACUGGAGGAAGCCAAGAAGAAGCUGGCUCAGCGCUUGCAGGAUGCUGAAGAAGCUGUGGAGGCAGUGAACGCUAAGUGUUCCUCCCUGGAGAAGACCAAACACAGACUGCAGAAUGAGAUUGAAGAUCUCACGGUGGAUGUGGAGAGGUCUAAUGCUGCUGCUGCCGCCAUGGACAAGAAGCAAAGAAACUUUGACAAAAUCCUGGCUGAAUGGAAGCAGAAGUAUGAGGAGUCUCAGUGUGAGCUGGAGAGCUCCCAAAAGGAGGCCAGAUAUCUGAGCACUGAACUCUUCAAGCUAAAGAACUCCUAUGAAGAAUCUUUGGAUCAGCUGGAGACAGUGAAGAGGGAGAACAAGAACCUUCAAGAGGAGAUAACUGAUCUGAGUGAGCAGCUGGGUGCGGGAGGAAAGACAAUUUAUGAGUUGGAGAAGGUCCGUAAACAGUUGGAGCAAGAGAAGGUAGAGAUCCAGGCUGCUCUGGAGGAAGCUGAGGCCUCCCUGGAGCACGAGGAGGGAAAGAUCCUCAGAAUUCAGCUUGAGUUAAAUCAGGUCAAGGCUGACAUUGAUCGCAAGUUAGCUGAGAAGGAUGAGGAGAUGGAGCAGUCCAAGAGAAACCUGCAGAGGAACAUUGAUACCCUGCAGAGUUCCCUUGAGGCAGAGUGCAGAAGUAGGAAUGAGGCCCUCAGGCUGAAGAAGAAGAUGGAGGGAGACCUCAAUGAGAUGGAGAUCCAGCUUAGUCAAGCCAGCAGGCAGGCAGCUGAGGCCCAAAAACAGAUGAAGAGCGUUCAUGCUCAUCUGAAGGAUGCCCAAAUCCAGUUGGAUGACUCUCUCCGUUCCAAUGAUGAUCUGAAGGAGAACAUUUCCAUUGUAGAGAGACGUAACAAUCUGAUGCAGGCAGAGCUGCAGGAGCUAAGAACCUGUCUUGAACAGACUGAGAGAGGCCGCAAGCUGGCUGAGCAAGAACUGCUGGAUGUCAAUGAGAGGGUGCAGCUGCUGCACUCACAGAACACUGGCCUGCUGAAUCAGAAGAAGAAACUUGAGGCUGACGCCGCCCAGUUUCAGACUGAGGCAGAAGAGGCAGUGCAGGAGUGCAGAAAUGCUGAAGAAAAGGCAAAGAAGGCCAUUACUGAUGCUGCCAUGAUGGCAGAGGAGCUGAAGAAAGAGCAGGACACCAGUUCUCACCUAGAGCGUAUGAAGAAAAACAUGGAGCGGACCAUCAAGGACCUGCAGCACCGCCUGGAUGAGGCUGAACAAAUUGCCAUGAAGGGGGGCAAGAAGCAGGUGCAGAAGCUGGAGGCCAGGGUGAGGGAGCUGGAGAAUGAGGUUGAGGCUGAGCAGAAGAAGUGUGCUGAUGCAAUCAAAGGAAUUCGUAAAUAUGAGAGGCGUAUCAAGGAGCUGACCUACCAGACUGAGGAGCACCGUAAGAAUAUGGCCAGUCUUCAAGACCUUGCCGAUAAGCUGCAGCUAAAAGUAAAAUCCUACAAGAGAGCUGCAGAGGAAGCUGAGGAACAGGCCAAUACCAACCUGUCCAAGUUCCGCAAGAUACAGCAUGACCUGGAUGAGGCUAAGGAAAGGGCCGACAUCGCUGAGUCUCAGGUCAACAAGCUGCGGGCCAAGAGCCGUGAUGUUGGUUCCAAGAAAGGAUUUGAUGAAGAGUGAGGUUUUGGACCCUUCUGAAAACCAUGUUUCUGCUGUGUGUGGUAGUGUGGAAUAAAAUCUCUUCAAUCAGUCUGACAAUUACAUCUCUUACAUUGUGUCCCAGGUACCUAUCCUUGGUCAGGAAUUGUGUGGAAUAAAAUCUCUUUAAGCA